Messenger RNA from Cimex lectularius (bed bug), 2119 nucleotides. RefSeq lists its product as uncharacterized. Gene Ontology annotation, biological process: maturation of LSU-rRNA; maturation of 5.8S rRNA. Lineage: Eukaryota; Metazoa; Arthropoda; Insecta; Hemiptera; Cimicidae. Gene Ontology annotation, cellular component: preribosome, large subunit precursor; Las1 complex. Bases 76 to 2022 code for a protein of 648 amino acids. The record is from RefSeq and is a predicted model, not a curated record. Gene Ontology annotation, molecular function: endonuclease activity. The transcript is spliced from 11 exons.
CUUCUUAGCAUUGUCAAAACAACGUGUUCCCCAUGUAAAUACAUUUAUUUGUAGAUUAUUUAAUAAACUCGUGAAAUGCCUGCCGGAAAAAUAAGGAUUGUCCCUUGGCUGACGAUUCAAGAAUGGCUUGAGGUGUACAACAACGCUUACUCAGGUGAUCUUCAAAGCCAGAUCAAAGCAGUUGAGAAAAUUGAAGAAUGGAGGGACAGGAAUAUGCAUUGCCCACCUGCUGCACUUCUCACCGGAUCAAUUUUAUCCACAGUAGUCAAGGACAGUGUGUUCCACCCGAAUGUGCAGGAAGCCCUUGGAAAGAAAGAUCUCGAAGUUAUAUAUUCCACGCAUAUCAUGAGGUUUUUGAAUAUGGCUUUAGAAGAGAAGUAUCAGAAAAGCGCUGAUUCGUUGUACUCGAGGGGUAAAAAAACCGGAAUACCUGACUGGAUUGUAAACCUGAGGCACAAAGUGGCCCACAGUUACAGGCUUCCAGCAUUGGACUAUUCACAAAAUGCGGUCUGCUGGGUUUUGAACUAUUUGAAGGAGAACUAUUGGGAGAUUGAAAAGAAAUCGAUGAAGGAGUACAGGCCAGAGAGACCUAAAGGGCAAAUUUUAGAACAGAAAAUCAGAGGCCUGCUUGACAUUUAUAUACUGCUGUUUGAACAGAAUGCAAAUGGAAUCAAGAAAGUUAAGAUGAUACCAACUUCAAAAAUGAGGACAAGAAUAUUAUCAUUUACAAAACAUAUUCCACAAACAUUUGAAGCAGAAACAUUAAUGUGUGAAGAGGAAGCGGCAUUGAAUGUGGAUAUCAAAAAUUUUAAGCGAUCUGACUUAGUGAGUGCUAUGGGUAUAAUUUUGGGCUAUUUGAAAAGCUAUUUAAAAUGGCCUUAUUCUUAUUUCCAACCUGUUAAAAUCAUUAUAAAACAUAUGAUUGACGAUGCGGAAAGUCACAAUGGCUGUCGUUUUGAUUUAUGGUCGCAUGUUAUCAAAAUGCUGUACGUAAACGACUAUUUCCCCGAAUUCAUUUUAAAUCUGACGUAUGAUGUUUUUAUCAAUGAGAAAUUCACAUACAGAGGAGACUAUUCUGCAAAGAUGCUUAUUUACCUUCUUGAAGCUUUGGUUAAGAGAGGUAAACUUGAAAAAUUAAAGAAAGACCUAUCGAAAGAGACACCCAGACCCAGCAGCAAAAAGAGAGUUCCUUUAAAACUGUCGUUAUUUGAACAGAAGAUUCUUAAAAAAUUACAUCUUCGGCGUAAUCUCAACUUAAACACCGAAGCUAUCAAAGCUCGUAUCGCCAUUUGUGCAACGCUCACGGCAAGGAUCGAGAAAAAAUAUCCGACGUUGAGAAAGGCAUUGAGGCUAAUCGAAUACAAACCUCUGAGGGAUAGCGAUUUGAUAAAAAUUCUCAAAGUGAUUUGUGAUAAUCCAAAUGACUUUGCCAACAGAUGUAUCGAAUUAUUGUUCGAGUUAUUCCAAAAGGAUAUACAGAGUGAGAAAGAUGAUAUAUUGAAAUUGCUUAAAGUUUUCCAUGGCGAAGGACUUUCGAUUAAGAAAAUUAACAAGAUAUACACGCUAAAAAAAUUAUCAAAAGAAAGCAGCGAGGAGGAAAUGCUUGCGAUAGACGAAUCAGAGGAAACUUUAAAAACAGAAAAACUUCUCAAUGAAGAUGAAGAUCAAGAUCUUGAAACAUCUGUAGAUACAAAUGAACCCUGCACGGUUCAUCAAGAGAGGUCAAACUGCCCCUGGAGGACCGUGAAUGAAUUUGAUUGGGUCUCGUGUCCAAUUGAUUCACUUCCUUGGAGAGAGAAAAGUCCUUUUGAAAUAUUGCCUUACACUGGCGGCACCGACAAUGAAAUUAGUUUCAUCAGAUUCAAAGGCGACACCAAAACUGACUUUUUUACUACAGUCAACUGGAACAUGCCAGAAAAGAGGAAAAUAAUCAUAGAGCCAAUUGAAAUAUCUUCAAUAGAAGUCACAGACAAUGACAAUGUCGUAGAAGAAAAUGAAACUGAAUUAACAAAAGAAUCUUAAGACAUUUUUAAUGUAGUAAUAUAUAGGAAAUCCAUUUGUCUUUUUCCCAUGUGUCAAUAUGAAAAAUUGUCUUUUUUUAUAUGUAUAUUAUAACAUG